AUGAGAAAGCUAAAAAAGCAGAAAACGAAGAGAAAUCAACCGUUUGGAGAGGAUUUUGUGGAUUUGCGGAAGGUGUUACCGCCGACUGUGAUGCGGACGAUGAUUGAGAAGAUGUCGAUUGAGGAGCACGCGCUGCUUAGAGCAGUUUGUAGAUAUGCACAUGAUGAAAUCGAAUCCUACUGGAGAACGCAAAAAACCUUCGAAAUCGCGCAACUCUUCACAUGGUUCCCACACCUCUCCGACUGGAAUCUCACUUCUUUGGCAGGAAUACAAAACGAGAUCUUCGCUGCAUUCAACCUAAUCAAAUCGGGAAAUUUGCGGAAAUUGAGUUUACGUCGUUUGAGAAAUGUCAGCAUUAAGGGAUUAGUCACGUGUAUUGAGAUGGCCACUGGCGAACCGGCAUCCACAUUUCUAAGAAAUGUAGUGGAACUUGAUAUCCGUGGCUGCCUAAUCCCGCCGUGUCAUAUCAAAAUGUUUGAUGAACUUUUUCCAAAUCUUCAAUCGAUAAUUCUCGGUCCAGACACAAUUAUUGCCGCCAAAAAUAGAAAGCUCACCACCAAAUCGAUAACAGAAAUCACUCACCAUAUCAAUAUUUCAUCGGAAGUCAAGUUUACAGAGAAUGAAAAUGUGCCUGCUGCAGAUAUGCAUACGGCAGCAUUUAUCAGAGAGCACUUACCGGAUGUCCGACAUAUUUUCAUUGAUCUGGAUUCUUGA
Messenger RNA from Caenorhabditis remanei, 714 nucleotides. RefSeq lists its product as uncharacterized. The record is from RefSeq and is a predicted model, not a curated record. The transcript has 4 exons. NCBI's taxonomy places the organism in Eukaryota, Metazoa, Nematoda, Chromadorea, Rhabditida, Rhabditidae. Bases 1 to 714 code for a protein of 237 amino acids.